AUGCAAUAGGCAAUAUUUAGUUAGUUUGACGAAAGAGUGGAAGUGAUGGGAAUGCCAUAUCCAUUGGGAUAAGGCAAAGAGAUAUUAGUGCAGCUUCUAACAAUAAUCCAAUAUGGAUUUAUUGCUGGUUUGAUUUUCUUCGACAAAUAAAUUAGUGAGAUGAGUAACUUUUGGAGAACUAAUAUAAGUCCAAGCAGAUUAAAAUAUGGGUUUUUGGGUUAUAUUGCUCUUAAUUUUGUUAUUACCCAACUUUCAUCAUCAGGAGCAUUUGAAAUAUUUGUAAAUGAUUAGUUAGUACAUUCCAAAAUCAGCAGUGGUUAGAUGCCUACUAUGGAUACAUUAUUCAGAAUUGUUAGGGAAAGACUAUAAUGAAAAUGGUUUGAAGGAUCGAUUAUAUAUGAGAAUGAGAGAUUUUAAGUAAAGAAAGUUAAAACUUAAGAUUUUGAUAAAUAUUGUUAUAUAAUUGAUUCUUUUGUUAUUAAUUUAUUAGUGAUGGUCAUAA
Molecule: messenger RNA, 502 nt
Organism: Paramecium tetraurelia
Lineage: Eukaryota; Ciliophora; Oligohymenophorea; Peniculida; Parameciidae
Exons: 1
Biological process (GO): cell redox homeostasis
Cellular component (GO): endoplasmic reticulum membrane
Molecular function (GO): thioredoxin-disulfide reductase (NADPH) activity
Source: RefSeq, a predicted model, not a curated record